UGCUUUCUUCUUGUUUGACGCAAUGUUUCAAGUUUUGUGCUCAUCAGACAGAAACUGGAAAAAUAGAGCUCCAACGGGUUUCUCAAAUUAAAACUAGUUUAGUAAGUAGGUAAUUUUUUUGUAAAACAUUUCUCGUGUGCACGUACUGUAUCCCUGUUGCCUCAAGUUGUCUGUUCCAAUUUGAUAACCAUUUUUGUGAAAACGAAAAACUUGACAUAAGUUAAUCGACAUGUCGAAAGCCACCUUUUUGUAUUUUGCAUACGGGAGUAAUCUCUGGAGCAAGAGAAUUCAUGAGAACAAUCGGACUGCCCUAAUGAAGGCAAUAGGGCUGCUAAAGGACUACAAGUUGGAAUUUGGUCAUAUGAGUCAGCGAUGGAAGGGUGCAUCUGCCAAUAUUUUGCCCCAACCAGGAUCUAACGUUUACGGUAUCUUGUGGGAAAUCUGUUCGAGUGACCUACCCAAUCUUGAUAAUCAGGAAGGCGUUGCUGACAACAUUUACGAGCGUGUAGAGUUGACGGUGGAGACCUUGGAUGGACAACACGUUCCCUGCAUGGCGUAUAAACUUAGAAAGGACACUCGAGAGCAGUCCACCGUAGAACAUGGGGAUAAACUACUCCCAUCUCUUCGCUACAAAAAUGUAAUUAUUCAAGGAGCAAAAGAACAUAAUUUGCCAGAAGAGUAUAUUACGUACUUGGAAAACAUUCCAGAUAACGGAUACAAUGGUGUUGUCGAUGUUAAUAUACCGCUUAAUUUGUAAUCUGCGCUACAGGCAAUGUAAAAGAGCUAAAGACGCACAAGUGAUCAGAAUAAAUAUUUGUUUGUCUUUUACACAUGCAUA
Folsomia candida is the source of this 838-nucleotide messenger RNA. Its product is annotated as gamma-glutamylcyclotransferase. The transcript is spliced from 3 exons. The record is from RefSeq and is a predicted model, not a curated record. Lineage: Eukaryota; Metazoa; Arthropoda; Collembola; Entomobryomorpha; Isotomidae. Gene Ontology annotation, molecular function: gamma-glutamylcyclotransferase activity. Bases 230 to 757 code for a protein of 175 amino acids.